Molecule: messenger RNA, 279 nt
Organism: Gongylonema pulchrum
Lineage: Eukaryota; Metazoa; Nematoda; Chromadorea; Rhabditida; Gongylonematidae
Source: the annotation of a GenBank genome assembly
AUGGUUUCGAGACGAAAAAAUCCACCUAUUCCAGUAGUGACGGGUGGAACGGAUGGUAUCGGCAAAUCAUAUACAAUUGAGCUGGCAAAAAGAGGACUUCGAAAAUUCGUGCUUAUUGGACGAAAUGAAGCAAAACUUGAGGACACAAAGGCAUAUCUCGAAGACGAAUUUGGCGCUCACGUGCAAACUUAUUUGUUCGAUUUUUUCGAUGGUGAUUACGCUGAACUUCGCAAAUACAUUGAAGAUAUAGAUAUUGGCUUUGUCUGUAGGUUAUCUUAG